ACUCCCUCUCUCUCCUCCCAUUCUCUCUCUCUCUCUCUCUCUCUCUCUCUCUCUCUAGAGCACUCCUCAAACCGCAAUUAAUAAAAUAGUGCAACUUAAACAUGAUACUAAUACUAAUACUAAUAAUACACUCUGGGGGUCUCCUUCAAAGGUGUUGUUGCUUUGUGCUUUUGUUCGAAUGGGGGGAGAAUAAGCUAUUUCGCGCACGCAUUGGUGGAUCCCUCGACGUCCUCGAAUAGCUAGGGCGAGGGCGCAAACCCUGUCGAGGAUCGAUCGCGAUCGAGCACCGAGGAGAUUUGGGAUUUGUGCGCGGCGUGCGACGCGUCGAGAUGGUGUUGGAUCUCAAUGUGGUGUCUCCGAUGGAGUCCGAGGGGUCCGAGACCCCGAUCUCCUCCGUCCACAGUGCCGACGCCGGAGAAGAUGACUACUACGGCGGCGGAGCCGGUGCCGGUUUCCGGUUCGGCAUCUUGAGGAACUCCGAGGCGGGGGCCGAUGGAGCGGAGGAGGAAGUGGAAGAGGAGUUCGAGGAGGAGGAUGGGGUCGAGAAGGAGCGGGGCGUGAUCACGCGGCAGCUCUUCCCUCCGACUCCGCCGCCGCCGAGGGCAGCGGCGGACGCGGCGUGGUCCCCGGCGGCGGCGGCGGCGGCUCCGCCGUUCUCCGGCGAUUCACGUCGGGUAGAUCUCCCCUUUGGGCAGAGAACGGUGAAGGCGCAGCAGCAGGUGAAGAAGAGUCGACGAGGGCCGAGGUCGAGGAGCUCGCAGUAUCGAGGUGUCACCUUCUAUAGGAGGACGGGGAGAUGGGAAUCUCAUAUAUGGGAUUGUGGGAAGCAGGUCUAUUUGGGAGGUUUUGACACUGCUCAUGCUGCAGCAAGAGCAUACGAUCGGGCCGCGAUUAAGUUUCGAGGGGUUGACGCCGACAUCAAUUUCAAUCUUAGUGAUUAUGAUGAUGAUUUGAAACAGAUGAGGAACUUGACAAAGGAAGAGUUUGUACACAUACUUCGCCGUCAAAGCACUGGGUUUGCAAGGGGGAGCUCCAAGUAUAGAGGGGUGACAUUGCAUAAGUGCGGUCGCUGGGAAGCUCGCAUGGGGCAGUUCUUGGAAGCUUUGCUCCAGUACAUUUAUCUUGGGUUGUUCGACAGUGAAAUAGAAGCUGCAAGGGCAUAUGACAAGGCCGCCAUUAGGUGUAAUGGGAGGGAAGCGGUUACCAACUUCGAGCCAAGCUUUUACGAAGGAGAGAUUCUUCCUGAACCUGAAAAUGAAGUUUCCGGUGGCCUUCUUGAUUUGAAUUUGAGGAUUUCACAGCCUAAUGUGUCUAGUCCAAAAAGAGAUGACAGAAUUGCUCAGAAUGAGAGCCCUUAUUCUCCUCGGGCUAUUCAUCCACCUUUUGGGGCAACAGUUUCCGAGCAUCCUCAUCUGUGGACUGGUCCAUAUCAUGGUUUCUUUCCAAAUCUCAAGGAAAGAGCGACAGAGAAGGGGCCCGAGUUCGCAGCCAAUUGGACAUGGCAAAUGCAAGGUUCUUCUCCAUUGCCACUAUACUCUGCAGCAUCAUCAGGAUUCUCCACCACUUCUGCCGCCGCCGUCACCACCGCAUUUCCCCAGCACCCACUUCCACCGCCACCCUCAAACCCUCUUCCUCGCCACCUUCCUCCACCUACCUCCAAUUACUAUUGCUACUACUACAGGAGCUAAGUAAUUGAUAGUUUAUAAUACGUGGGUAGAAGUUAUGAUUAGUCUGUGUACCAUCCAAUAUUGCAGCUUGUUUUCUGAACUUUUCGCUUGAACACUUUGACUCCUUAAACAUCAUCAUAUUUAGCAAUUUGAUCCCUAUAGAAAUGUCAUUUUGCAAAAGGGAUGAACUGGUCGGGGACUACGUUGUAAUAUAUGAAGAGGUUUAAGAAGAACUCUGUUAAGUAAAAAGUUAGAGAACCUGUGUAAAAAUUGUUGAGUAAGAAGUUCAGAAACAAAGUGGCAAUAUGCGGAUAGUACAGGGACUUUCCGCAUCUUUGACCCAUAAUAUGAUAAUAUAUAUUAUUACAUACUAAGUAGUUGUUGUAGCACACUCUUUGCCUUCUAUUACCAACUAUCUAUUUAUUGGGCAAAGCAUAUAUAUGUUGUUGUUUUAGCACAUGGUAUUUAAAGUAUUGUCUCUCUAUCAAACAGGGAAGCAUAUAGACUAUAGUGCAGUUUUUGCACCCUUCUAUGUACUGUAUAUACAUAGUACUUUACUGUGUUGUAGCAGUGUAACAAACCAGUUUAAUAGUAUCCACUGCUGUUUUCUCGGGGAA
Molecule: messenger RNA, 2284 nt
Organism: Ananas comosus (pineapple)
Lineage: Eukaryota; Viridiplantae; Streptophyta; Magnoliopsida; Poales; Bromeliaceae
Product: AP2-like ethylene-responsive transcription factor TOE3
Exons: 11
Coding region: 330-1688 (452 amino acids)
Biological process (GO): regulation of DNA-templated transcription
Molecular function (GO): DNA-binding transcription factor activity; DNA binding
Source: RefSeq, a predicted model, not a curated record